This is a messenger RNA of Mytilinidion resinicola, 1633 nucleotides long. Its product is annotated as cyclin-domain-containing protein. The transcript has a single exon. NCBI's taxonomy places the organism in Eukaryota, Fungi, Ascomycota, Dothideomycetes, Mytilinidiales, Mytilinidiaceae. Gene Ontology annotation, biological process: regulation of cyclin-dependent protein serine/threonine kinase activity. Gene Ontology annotation, cellular component: nucleus; cyclin-dependent protein kinase holoenzyme complex. The coding region runs from base 422 to 1378 and encodes 318 amino acids. The record is from RefSeq and is a predicted model, not a curated record. Gene Ontology annotation, molecular function: protein kinase binding; cyclin-dependent protein serine/threonine kinase regulator activity.
AGCCCACGCGGUCCAGACCUCCAACCUCAAUAUCGCUGCACCCGCUGCUGCCUCGACGCGGGCACCGGUCCCAUAAAUCCCCAUCCCGCCGUGCCCAACCGCGGCGUGGUCUUUCUGCGCUGGCUGCGGGCCGGCUAAAGUCGCCCUCCAGCCCGCAUCCACUCCCGGAGAUUUGGAAACAGACACGCUCUUCCAGUCACGAGUCGCCGGCGCGCUGCCGACAAGAAUGUGGAUGCGCGUGCGGGACGACACACCUAUGUGCCCCAAGCCACCCUCCUCCUAAACACACAACACUGCCACCCUUCACCGCAGCGGAUGGCCCUUCACCGCACCCUUCUCCGCACUCCCCAACGUCCUACCCUGGAGCCCAUGGUCUUUAACCGCCCUCAACGACACCCAAGCUAGCUCUCUGCCUAUCCCAAUGGCGUCCUCAGACUCGACCACCUCUGCUGGCUCCCCGCCGACCUCCAGCUACAACCCUCCCUCCCCGCCAAACCCCUCCGCGGACCAAGGCGUCAUACCUCAUAUCCAUUCCCCCAACAAAGAUGCUCCCUCUCCGCCUGCCGACGGGGACUGGCUUGUCUCGGACAUUUCUCCGGAGACGGCCAUGAAGAUGCUGUGGCGGGCUGUUAAUGCGUUGGCGAAUGCAACUGGCGAGGUGCCUCCAACUCCCCCCAUCAGCCGUCCUGCGACUCCAGGUGGAUUUCACCGGGACAGCUUGAAGGAGAAUUUCCGCCAUCACCACAGACGCACCUCCUCCCGCCCCGCUACCCCAGUCCCGUCGGAUGAUCUCAAAGGGCCCAAGUUCAAGAAUGUCGAGCUUGGGAGCCCAGAGGCCUCCAUGGCCGAACCCUCGGCCGCAGAUGUCGGGGCGAAUGCGGAGCCCUACCAUGUGCAGCAAGAGGCCAUUGCCCGCAAGUUCUUCUCGAGACGAGCCCCUGGAGUCACUCUCGAAGAGUACCUUAACCGCCUCCAGCGAUACUGUCCAAUGUCCGCAGCCGUCUACCUUGCUGCCGGCACAUACAUUCACAAGCUGGCUGUGGAGGAUAAGCUAGUCGUUGUGACAGGCAGGACAGUACACCGAUUGGUUCUCGGGAGUCUACGUGUCGCGAUGAAGGCCCUCGAGGACUUGAGAUACCCUCAAAAGCGGUUUGCGGGGGUGGGUGGGGUCAGCGAGAACGAGCUGAAGGCGCUCGAGAUCAGUAUUUGCUACUUGAUCGACUUCGACCUCCAGGUCACUGCGGAGUCGCUUUACCAGAAGACGAUGUUGUUCCAGCGGGCCGCAGCUGCUGCCAGUGUAUGCACAAAGCUCCCGGCCUCAUUCCAACUCCAACCACGCAUACCCCUGCGUGCGAGGAACGCCGUGGUGUCGACGUGAAUUUUAGUUCCGUCACCGCAACAUCCUGGUAUCAUUCCUUAUGCGCAUUUCGUUCCCAGCCGGCGAGAAUCGAGGAGUUUGGUUCUUGGAGACUGGCGACUACCCCUGGCGUUUUGUCCAUGUUUGUUGGAUCGAAAAAAAAACAGGCACUUAUCAGCCUUUCGGCCUCUCAGCCUAUUCUCUUCGCGCGGAGCAGCCUUCGCCAUGAUUGUACACUACUCAACGACGUGAAUUGUAUAUAGUUAACCCUAAUCG